This is a messenger RNA of Parnassius apollo (apollo), 573 nucleotides long. The record is from the annotation of a GenBank genome assembly. NCBI's taxonomy places the organism in Eukaryota, Metazoa, Arthropoda, Insecta, Lepidoptera, Papilionidae.
AUGUGUUGUAAGGAGCUUGUGCACGUGCAGGAGCGCGACGCGUACGGCAAUGAGGUGGGCGUGGCGGCGCGGCGCGUGCCCGUGGCCUACCUGCUGGUGGACGUGCCGGUGGGCGUGGCGCGCCGGGCGGACAACGACCUCGCGCCUGCCCCCGUCGCCCCCGCCGCCCCGCCGCCACACUCCAUGCGCGCGCUGCACCACCACAUACAGUCUGCGACCUCCUUCCUAGAGGCGAUGUCGGACCUGCACGUGCUGCUGUACUUGUGCAGCAAUGAAGCGCUUCCGCUGUCGCUGGACACCGUACAACCACUGCUGCAGGCCGUGCGCGAGCGUGAUGCAGCGGCUGCGGACAGCUGGCGCUUACAAACGCAGCCCGCCACGCUGCUGCAGCUGGCGCGCGCUGCUGCCGAGGCGGACGCGCCACACGGUGCUGAUGCGGGCGGAAGUGUGGAUGGUGCGGGUGGUGCGGGGGGUGCGGGCGCGGUGUGGACGUGCGCGCUGUGCACGUACCACAACGCGGCUGCGCUGCGCGCCUGCGAGAUGUGCGCCAUGCCCAGGAGCGACGCGAUGUAG